Pieris macdunnoughi is the source of this 840-nucleotide messenger RNA. The record is from the annotation of a GenBank genome assembly. NCBI's taxonomy places the organism in Eukaryota, Metazoa, Arthropoda, Insecta, Lepidoptera, Pieridae.
AUGUUAAAAAUUAUAAUUUACGGAUUUCUGCUUUUAAACGUAGUACACACAGUAUGGACAGAUACCGCUGGGGAAUGCAAUAUGGCAGGCUUCUACAUAGAGCUGGGCUGCACACCUGUACCGGCUGUAGAUAACGCAACAACCUGCCCCGAGUCUUUCAUUUGUCCAGACUUACAUCCUGAUCCAAAAUCUUGCUACUACAGAGGUAAAGCCUACCAAGACCGCACCACGAUACCUCAAAGGCUGAUCAACAAUCCAUGCUCGCAGGCCUGUAGUUGUAAUGUUGGUAACGAGCCGCGGUUCGAUUGCGCGGCCGUUGACUGCGUUGAAGUUUUCGAUACGGAUGUACAACAGCAAUGUAUUAGCACUUAUCAGCUAGACUCGUGUUGCAGUACCGGAAGUGUUUGUGGCAAAGAUGAUAUAGCGAAACUUAAAACCUGUGAGGUUGAUGGCCAAACGUAUCUAGAAGGCCAAGUCUUCGAGCCAAAGAACACAAGGAAAAGUUGUAUAUGCACACCGCAGUGGAACGGUUCCACUGAUAACCCAGACUACUGUAGAGAAAUCAACUGUGGUCUCGAGAUCCACUACCAAGACAGGAUAUUUGACAACUGCGCGCCAGUUUUCGCUGGCAACAUGAAGGGUUGUCCCAUCGCUUUUCAAUGUCCAUCAUUACAGUCCAAAGUGGUCCGAGGUUUAAAUCUUCGCAGCAUCAGCGAACAGUGUACGUUCGGCAACAUGACGUUAUCCGUCGGUGACGAAGUUACCGUUGACGAGAAGUGCACCACUUGCGCCUGUGACGUACCACCUUUUGUCUCUUGUUCUAGGAAAUCCAGCUGUUAA